Funneliformis geosporum is the source of this 1688-nucleotide messenger RNA. The record is from the annotation of a GenBank genome assembly. Lineage: Eukaryota; Fungi; Glomeromycota; Glomeromycetes; Glomerales; Glomeraceae.
GCUAUGGCUAAAGUCUGGCAUGAUUAUUUUAACAAAACCGAUGUUGAAGCAUGGUCGAUUCUCCAUUUCCAACAAAAUUGGGAACGUAUUCAUGAAGGAGAUUAUAAACCGCUUAGUUACGACAAGGCAACUGACGCGCUUACCAAAAGUCUCUUCGCAAUUAUUAAUAAAAGUUUAGAUACCAAGAAAAUUAAGAAAGCUAAUAGCCUUUUAACCACUCUUCAGAAUAAGCAGGCUAUUGCAAACGUGAAACGCAUGCUUCGCCGGAACAUGAAUAGUAAAAAUAUCGAUACAGGAAACUACCUACAAUUUUCAUCUUGCUCCGAUGUACGAAUUGAGUCUGUUUCUACAGCCGAAGGAUCUGCGAGUUAUGUGAAAGAUACGUUAUCAUCAUCGUCUCUAGAAACGGUAGCCGAAACAGAAAGUGCGGGGUCUAAUAGCCCCGGGCACUUAGAAAAAGAGGACGAUGACCAAUCUCUUUUUUCGGUUGAUGAUGAUGGGCCCUCUAUGCCUACGGAUGAAAGUAGUGGAUAUGAUGCGAAUUACGGCGAUCUGUCUCCAUCCGAAAUAGCGAAAGAACAAUAUGUUAGUGAGAAAUUUAAUCCAAUAGCUAUUCAAAACAAUUCAAGUGGUAUUUCAUCAUUGAUUUCUAUUAUGGUGAAAUAUUGUGAGAAGAAUACGACAUCAAAGUUUGAUCCUGCAAACAGUUACAUUCUUGAUCUUUCCUCGAAAUCAACGAUUGCAAAAGAAUUCACACCAGAAUGCUGGUCUAAAUUGAUCGCGGAUUGUCCUAACGUUGUCACUGUAGAAUAUCAUAAAGAGUUGGAUGUGAUAUUCGAAUACUUAUUUGGAAAACAGAUUAAAAAUGUUCAGCAAGCUCGAGUUCAAUGGGAAAAUUUAAGGAGCAUCAAAGCUCCAGAGUAUAAAAGUGAAUUCUCAUACGGGAUUGACGAAUGGAAAAAAAUAUUAUGGUGGAUAGAGUGGGCAGUAGGCCGAUUUCUCAAUGCAUUCGAAACCAAGCGAAAUCCUUUGUUACAGAAUAAUUGUCAUGAAAGGGAAUUUUUGGGAGGUUAUUUAGUUCCCAUCUUUCAAGGUGCAUUGGCACUUGAUGGACGUUUUCGAGUAUCAUGGGGUGAAGUUACGGUACAAGCUUCCAUGCAAAGACGUAAUAAUAACAAAAUUAUUUUAGAAGAAAAGGUAGAUCGUGGCCACUUAACAGACUUGCUGUGCUCCACCGAAUCUUACGAAAUGUUGUGUUUAUUGGCAUGUGGUGGUCCACACAAAGUUGAUUUCACAAAACUAGCAUCUGAUGAAUUUAAUCUUCCACGGCUCUUGAAAGACACCCUUGAUGAUAUUCGAGAGAAGUAUAACAAGGAGAACAAAUCAUGUCUGUAUACAAUAGGACUUCAACAAUAUAAGUCAGAAGUUCGCGUUUAUCUUAUGGAAUUACGAGAUGUCUACCGGCUUCAUCAUCUAAAAACAUUAUAUCUUCCUUUAACAUUUUCAACUUAUCGUAAUUUACGUGUUAGUUUAAGUUGGGCAUGGAAUAUCCGGGGCUUGGUGAAUGAUUUAUUAGAGAAGCUCAUCGAUGAUUGUGAAGAAAUAGGUUCGGUUACUCCUCAACACUAUUCAAACAAUAUGAACACGUCAGAUUCGCCUAGCAAAACCAAAAAGAAAAAAAUCCAAAA